Oreochromis aureus is the source of this 13509-nucleotide messenger RNA. RefSeq names its product piccolo presynaptic cytomatrix protein a (gene pcloa). Gene Ontology annotation, molecular function: metal ion binding; structural constituent of presynaptic active zone; protein binding. NCBI's taxonomy places the organism in Eukaryota, Metazoa, Chordata, Actinopteri, Cichliformes, Cichlidae. The coding region runs from base 21 to 10565 and encodes 3514 amino acids. The transcript is spliced from 24 exons. Gene Ontology annotation, cellular component: glutamatergic synapse; axon; cytoskeleton of presynaptic active zone. Gene Ontology annotation, biological process: presynaptic active zone assembly; protein localization to synapse. The record is from RefSeq and is a predicted model, not a curated record.
UUAGUGGGUUUGGUGGGUUGAUGGAGUCGUCGAAGCCUCAGGCCCAGGCUACUCCAAAACAGGAGGAAUCUGUUGCUGGGAAGUUGUUUGGAGGUUUUGGAGGCUUGACAGAGUCCACUAAACCUCCUGCGGCCACAUCUCAAAUGUUUAGCUUUGGAUCAUCCCUCUUGAGCUCAGCCACCAGUCUUGUCACGGGAGAGGAAGAUAAAGCAAAGGGUUCACCUCCUGGGUCACCACCAGACUCCCCUGCAGACUCUGGUCCCGGUUCACCACCUGACUCCCCCCUCUCUGGCCCUGGCUCUCCCCCUGAUUCAGACUCUGCUCCUGACACACCGCCCCCUAAGACCAAGAAACCCCCAAGAACCAUUUCUGUGGAGCGGGAAGAGAAAGCCCCAGAAACCAAACCCGUGCCCGCUUCAGCUCCAGCGACCAAGGAAAACUGCCCUCUGUGUAAUGUGGAGCUAAACGUCGGCUCGACAGACACGCCCAACUACAGCCUCUGCACCGAGUGCAAGAAGACAGUGUGCAAUCUGUGUGGAUUCAAUCCUACUCCUCACUUAGGAGAGAAAGAAUGGCUUUGCCUCACCUGUCAAACUCAAAGAGCGAUGUCAGGCCAGCUGGGAGAUGUUUCACCAUCAUCCAUGGCUUCCCCGAAGAAGCAGCCUCCCGGUCCUGUUCCCUCCUCCACCCCUCCCCCUGCUGCUGUAGAUAGCAAACCUGUAGUAGAACCAGCAGAGCCAACCCCACCAGCUUCUGAGACCAAGGUGAAAACAGUGGAGACCUUGAAAGAGCCUGGAAUUAAAGAAGCAGCUGUCAAGGAAGGCAGCCCAACCAGCCCAUCAGACCUAGCAAAGCUAGAAAGCACUGUCCUGCCCAUCCUUGAGGCGCAGGCAACCACACAAGAAGAGGAGAAACAAACAGACACUCUAAAGGCCAGGCGUAAAUUAGAAGUGCUUCCUCUCUCACCUGACUCUCCUAGCUCGGAAGAGGACAGAGAGGUUUCUGAUAAGAAUGCCAAUCGUACCACAAAGAAAAAGCUCCUUGUGCCCGUGGAUGUCAAAGCAGAUUCCCUGGACGAUAGCAGUGAAAGCUUUGGAAAAGAAAGCCCUAUGUCAGGAGAUGAUGAAGAAUUUAUCCGAAAACAGAUAAUGGAAAUGAGUGAGAAUGAAGAUGCUUCACCAUCUGAUGAGGAAAACCUAAUUCGGCGAAAGAUCAGAGAGGACGAGAAGAAACAAAAGGAACAAAAGAAAACACAAACUGUAGAGAAGGGCACAACAGGGAAAGUCAGACGGCUUACCAAGAAAAGCACCAUAAGCCCAGAUGAUGACGAUAAGGAAUUUGGUACUUUAGUGGAUAAACCUGAUAUAAACAAAGAUAUGGAAGCAGAAACAAAAGAAGGGAAGCAACAAAGUGGUACUGCAGUUCGCAAAUUCCAAACUAUGGAGCUGAAUACAACUAGCAGCCCUGUGUGUAUACCCAAUGAUGAUGGAGAGCCUGAAAUGGAAAGCCUGACAGAUUCUCCAGAUGAUCGGUCUAGAGGUGAGGGGUCUUCCAGUCUACAUGCAUCCAGCUUCACUCCUGGAACUUCCCCAACAUCCCUCUCCUCACUGGAUGAAGACAGUGAUAGCAGUAGUCCGAGCCAUAUCCGCAGUGGUGAAGGUAAACAGCACAGGAAAGCCAAACACAGACAACCUGGUCAAAUGCUGCCAACUAUUGAAGACUCUUCUGAGGAAGAAGAGUUACGGGAAGAGGAGGAGCUGCUCAGGGAGCAAGAAAAACAGAAGGGCUCAGGGAAAAAAUCCAAAAAAGAUAAAGAUGAGAUUCGAGCCCAGAGGAGGCGAGAGCAUCAAAAGACACCGCCAAGCAACCUUUCCCCUAUUGAAGAUGCCUCGCCAACUGAAGAGCAGAGGCAAGAAGCUGAAAUGGAGGAGAUUAGACGAUCAUCUUGCUCAGACUUUUCACCCAGUAUUGAAUCAGAUCCUGAAGGAUUGGAAAUCCAUGCUGCAAAGAUUGCGGCAGUCCAGAAAACCUAUCAGCUGCCCAUGUCGGUAUCUCUUCACUCCCCAACAGAUGAUCAAAAUAUUGAUAAACCACAGAAAAAACCUCUAAGAUCUGCUGAUGAAGCUUAUGAGGAGAUAAUGCUGAGGGCCAAGUCUCCAACAACUGACAGAGGUGAGAUUCAGCCAGAAAAAGAGUCCCUAUAUGGAGGCAUGCUCAUCGAAGAUUAUGCUUAUGCAUCUCUUAUUGACAAUUCAACAGCUGAUCUCGAGGAGUCAGAGAAGAUUACUGUUCCCGCUCAGCCCAAAAAGCUGCGAUCGCCAGAUGAAGUUUAUGAAGACAUGAUAAAGAAAAGAAAGGAAUUCAUGCAGCUGGAGCAGGAAUACCAAAAUAUGCAGGCAAAAAAGGAAAGUAUUAACCCAGAAAUUGUGCUACAACCUGCUGAUAUUACUGUUUCCAAAAGCAGUACAAUAACAUUAGACAUGGAUGGGAAGCCAUUGCUGGAUGCUGAAACUGCCUAUGAAGAGCUAAUGAAAAGAGUCCUGACUCCUGGAACAAGUCCAACUCAGCAUGAGCCAAAAGUAGAAGCCACUGCAUCUAGAAAGGCACUCCACCCUAUUCCAGACUUAAAAGUAACGCAGUGCUCUUCAGGAGAGUUAUCUUCUGAUGAUGAAAUUAUACCUAAAAAGGAAGAGGAGAAAAAUGCUGUAUCAGAUGUCACAUCAGCAAUGGAAACUGAGCCUGUGAAAGAAACUUUUCCAUCACCCAUAUCAGAUCAGCAACCUGAAACCACAAUCAAAGCAUCCCAAGGCGAUAUUGUGGACUUGACUAGUGCAUCUACAAAAACAUCAGCUCCUGUGAUUGCCAGUGUAUCACCCUUGCCUACAGUCCCCCAGUAUACACCUAGUAUACCAAGUGUAGUAUCAACUGCCCCACCCGUGCCCCCGAAGCCAACUGUCCUGCGUAGGGCUAAUUCUCAGGAAAAAACAGAAGAACCUGUUGCACCACCGCUGCCUCCUCCCACUCCUCCUAAACCUACUGUUUUUCCCAGGAAAGCUCCAGUUCCACUUCCACCUCAGGCUUCAGCAACUCCAGUAAGGCAAGAGACAGUGACUAUGACUACAGCUCAAGCACCACCUACAAGACAAGUAGUUACUCCAACAUACAAACCUCAUGUUCCCCCUCCUGUACCCCCAAAGCCAUCCAUCCCCGUUGGAAUUGGGGAUAGCCACAAACCAGGACAUGGUGUUAAGCCACCAAUUGCACCAAAGCCUGGCUCACAGCCUUCAUCACCUGCCCAUGCCCCACAUCCACAAAGACCCUCUGUACUUCCCACAGGUCCUAGUGACAUAGCCCUUAAUCUAAGCCCCACUUCUGAAAGCAAAAUGUUUCAACCAUCCCCAAAGUCUCCUUCUUCUCCAAGAUAUGCCAGCAAUCUUCGUGACACAUAUGUGGUCAUCACUCUGCCAUCUCAGCCUAGCUCUCCUGUAGAUAGUGUUACCACUCAUGCUCCCUCUAGCCCUGGUCCAGCAUCUCCUUCAUGGCAAGCUCAGCCUGAGACUUACCACCAUCAGCAGUCUCAACCUCAACCAUAUUCACAGCAGCAGCAGCAACAAACACCUCCUCAAACAACCAGGGUGCCUCUGGCAUAUACACGAGUCACAGAAUCCAUUGAAAGUCAAGAAAUUUGUGGCCCUGAAAAACAUGUAUCUAGUUCUUGUCAUAUAAUUGAGGCUAUAUCAGCCUCAGCACAGCCACCUGUGGUGAUGCCCAACCUCAUCUCUCAAGUGGUUACCACAGAAGUCCAAAGGACCACUGUCUCUGUUGUUCAUGAAAGGACACCACCACCAGUGCCAGCUCCAAGGGCAAAUGGUCUCCCAAUCUCAAUGCAGAAGCCUAUGCCCCAGUUGCCAGCACAGAAUGGACAGGCUAUUCAGCCUUCUGAGGUGGUAGAUCUUAGGACUAUGAAAGUGGAUCCAGAAUCAACCACGCGUGGUGUGGAUCUGUCUGCUGGUCCAGACUCAAGACGUCAGUCCCUUACAACUGAUGUCAGUCGUCACAGCAGUGCAGUGCAGUCCCCUGUGGUCAACCUCAGUGCUGAAUCAUCUACAGUUUCUAUAGUAACUGAUAGCAUCACCAUCGUGACCUGUGCUGCCACAAUCCAGCGACGCGACAACUCGGACACCUCUUUACCCUCUUCAGUACCCCUUCAGCUAACAAAAAACAAAUCAUUUGAACCUGUUUCUCAAAUUAUUUAUCGACCAAUUGACUCUCAGCCAUCUACUCAUGCUACUGCUACUGCUGAGAUCCCUAUUAAUCUCUCAGUUGGAUCUAGUACGAGUGGAGGAACACUCCCCGUAACAAUUGCACCCGCUUCUGUUGCAAGUUGUAUUGCUAAUGGAUUAACUAAUGGCACAACCACAGUGUCAGGAGCUGUUGACCUCAGCACAAAUAAACCAUUCAACACUGUGGUUUCAGUGGAUGCUGCGUCUACCGAAGUGGUUACAGCUGUAAUCACAGACGAUGGCAAACCAGUGGAUCUGACUGCAGGGAAAAGAGCUGUAUGUUGUGAUGUUGUGUACAAGCUUCCAUUUGCAGGAAGUUGUGCUACUCACCAACCUACCACACCCUUGCCUGAAGAUCGCUUUGGAUAUCGUGACGACCACUAUCAGUAUGACAGGUCGCCUUAUGGGAUGAGAGGGUUUGGUGGAAUUAAACCUUCUAUGUCAGAUACUAACCUAGCAGAAGCUGGCCUCUUCAUUUACAAGAGUAAAAACAGCUAUAAUUUCAGUGGCACAACUGAAGGUGCAGUAGAUCUUACCUCAGCAAAGAUUUCUGAUGCAGGUGAAGCUGUUGACUACUCCAAGAAAGGAACUUACGCUGGAAUGACAAUUCCUCCCUAUUCUCAAGAUAGAGUCACAAGUGCUGUUGGCACACUCUUUGGUACAAGCAGUGUUUUGAGAUCAUCAAAUGGAGUGGUUUAUUCCUCUGUCGCAGCCCCAGUCCCAUCUACAUAUGCCAUUACCACCCAGCCAGGGUCCAUAUUUAGUACAGCAUACAACACCCUGUCAGGUAUGCAUACCAGCGACACCAUGCCUUCUCUUUCCAACCUCCAGAACCUACCACUUACUCGAUCCCACAGUUUUCUAUCCACUAUCUCUACUACUGCAGCAGAAGAACAAGCAGAUGCCCCACUCAAUCUAGAGAUAUCUAGAGGAGGUACUACUGCUGGUGAUGCUGCAACUACAGCAGCAACCUCUUUAUCUCUUGACACCUAUACUGAUGCAUCUCUGGAGGCUAUAGCUGCUUCACUGGAAGCGCUUUCUUCACCCAUGGUUCCUGGAGACAGCCAGUAUCAGGCAGAGCGCGAGAGACUAGAAAUGGAAAAACUCAAGCAACAGCGCCUGGCUGAGGAAUUAGAAUGGGAACGGCAGGAAAUUCAGCGGUUCCGAGAACACGAACAACUCAUGGUGCAAAAGGAACUGGAGGAGCUGCAGGCCAUGAAACAGCAGAUACUUGCCCAGCAAGAAGAGGAAAGACAGGCUCACCUUAUAAUGCAGAAAGAAACUUAUGCUCAGCAGCAGCAGCAGCUUGAGCAGAUUCAGAGACUCCAAGAGCAGCUCCGUCUGCAACUGGAAGAGCAAAAGCUUCGUCAGAUGUACCCAGGUGGGGACAUACAAGAGGCAGUUGUCUUAGGACCUGAUGGCACUGUACUGGCCCGAAAGAUCACAGAUAGUGGGUGCCAGACAGAUGAAGAGGAUGAAGCAGUCAGCAAAGCUUACACAGCAGGUAGAAAAAAGAGAACUGCUAAAAAGAGUGUUGACAGUUGUGUACAGACUGAUGAUGAGGAUCAAGAUGAAUGGGAGGCUCAGAACAGAAGCAGACAAAGCCGUCCACGUACUGCCAGAGGUGAUAGGGGUGGGCAGUCUGAGAUGUCUCUUCAAGCCCACACUGAGAUUUCUAUACAAACUGAUACAGAUGGGAACAUUAGAAUGGAUACCAGAAUGGAGCUUUCAGAUUCUGAAAGGACCUCACCAAAGAAACGACCUACCCCCUUAGAAAUAGGACAGUCUGCUAACCUCAAAGCUGAUUCUUCUACACUUCAGGCCCCUCCUAAAUCCCCCAAAGUGCUCUAUUCCCCUGUAUCCCCUUGUAUCUCACCAAGCAAAUCCCUUGAGUUUGUGUCUUAUGAUAAAUCCCUUGGUGAUACUAGCCCACAAAACCUAAGAGGAAGUCCUGAUCCAUCAAAAGCCUCUCCAGCAAGUCCCAGAGGACAGAAAUCCAUGCAGAGAUCUAUGUCUGAUCCUAAGCCCAUGAGUCCAACAGGAGAAGAAAGAGCAACAUCUGGAACCCAGUAUGGUGAAGGCUAUACUGGCAAAGGCUCAGGUGGUACACCAACAGGGACUCAAAAGAAGGUGAAGAGGACUCUCCCAAAUCCUCCAUCAGAGGAUGAGUCAACAACCACUGGACAAACAGCAUAUAGCACUGGCUCAGCUCGUCGAAGAAUGUGCCGUAAUUCCAACAUGGCACGCGCCAAGAUCCUACAAGACAUUGAUCGAGAGCUAGAUCUGGUGGAGCGCGAGUCUUCCAAGCUCCGCAAAAGACAAGCAGAAUUAGAUGAGGAGGAGAAAGAGAUAGAUGCAAAGCUAAGAUACUUGGAGAUGGGCAUUAAUCGUAGAAAAGACGCACUGCUUAAAGAAAGAGAGAAGAGGGAAAGGGCCUACUUACAGAGUGUUGCAGAGGACAGAGACUACAUGUCAGACAGUGAGGUUAGCAACAUCCGAGAGACUAGAGGAGGUGGUGAGGAUGAGGAGAUUGAAGGUCAUGGUCUUGAACGUCCCAGGACAGCUCCUCAGUCAGAAUUGGAUGACUUUGUCCCACCGCAAACCAAGCAUGAGUAUGGAAAAUACUCUCAGUACCAAUACCCUCAAAGUCAAUUUCAGCAGUCUCUCUACCAGACACCUCAGUCCUACCAGUCUCAUUCGAUCUACUCCUCUGUCCCUUCGCUCACUACCUCCCAGCAGCAGAGUUACCACCAAAUGCUUUUGUUGCAGCAGAAAGCUGCGAGACAAGCAGCCCUACUCUCAGAGCUCGAUGCAACGAAAUAUGAUGUCAUUAGCCGUCAGCCUGAUCCCACUUCAUCAGCUUACCUUGGUGUUAAGUAUGACAAAUAUGGGAAUCAUCUUGAUCUCAGAGCCUUAGAAGUGGGAAGUAUAGCAGGUAGCCCAAUGUCAGCUGUCUCUGAUUCCUACUACACAGAUGUAGAUCACCACACACCUCGGAGUUACAUGCUGCUGGAAGAUGCUGCAGAACUAGCUAAAGGCUCCACAGGUCUGUCCUCAUCUUAUAGUCUGGCUGAGAGGGAGCUGGCAAAGGCAGAGAAACUGCUUCGUAGGAGUGCUGCUGAUCUGGGGUCUACUGACUAUUUGGGAUCCACGUCCAGACUUCAUACCUUUGGAAAGACCCCUGACGAAGAGGAUACCAUGGAGGAACCCUAUGAACUGAAACUUUUAAAGCAGCAGCUUAAGCAAGAGUUUAGGAGAAGUACAGGUGGGACCGAAAACUUAGAACAAUUGACAGGUCUCUCGCAGCACUACUAUACACCAAGCUCUAGCAUCUCUGGUUACUCUCAGAGACACUAUCCAAAGUCAGAAAAGUAUAGCAUCAGUCGACUUACUCUUGAGAAGCAGGCAGCUAAACAACUCCCAGCAUCUAUGUUGUACCAAAAACAUAAGACACCACUACUAGAUCCUAAAAUCUCCUCCAAGUAUUCCUCUAUUACAGACAGUAGAGGUUUAGAGACUGACUAUACCAGCUAUUUGGGGUCCACCAGUGCAUCCCCAAGAUCCAGCCGUCUCUUGCAGGAUGAGAUUACCUUUGGUCUUCGGAAGAAUAUUGCAGAGCAGCAAAAGUAUUUAGGAUCCACCCUGGGUGCUAAUUUGGCUGGGUCACUAAACUUGGGUCAGAGCUUGGGUUUGGAUUCUGCCUAUCCUAGUGGUAGUCGUUCAAGACCAUCCUCCAGGCCCACAUCUUGCUAUGGCCUGGACUUGUCUAUCAAAAGAGACCCAUCGAGCUCUUCACUCAGGCUGAAAGGAGAUGGUGAAGCAUCUGGAGACGGCCCAAAUUAUCAAACCCCAUCUGGUCGCACCAAACCUACUAGCCUUCCCAUUGUCCAAAGUGGGCGCGGCAGAAUACCUAUAGUGGCCCAGAAUUCAGAAGAAGAGAGUCCACUGAGCCCUGUUGGGCAGCCUAUGGGUAUGGCCCGUGCAUCAGCGGGACCUCUGCCUCCCAUCUCAGCCGAUUCAAGGGACCAGUUUGGUUCUUGCCUUUCAUUGCAAGACUCCCAGCAGCAGCAACAUAUCAGGGAAGAGCCAACAAGGGGUAGGAGUUAUGUGCUGCUGGAUGAUCUUCAGGGCACCAUGUCAGAUAGUGAAGCCCUAAGUGAUUCCCUGAUGGCUUUGAACAGAGACGAUGCAACCAAUGCCUACCACCUUAGACGGGAAGAGACAGACUGGUUUGACAAACCGAGAGAUGGGCGGUCAGAGAACGGACAGGAGAAGAGACAGGGAAAAGGUCCAUACUACCUCUUCCCUCACCUCAGGGUCAAACUGCAGAGGGAUCCUAAAGACCGCAGUGUCUCAGGAAAUGGUCUGGGUAUCCGAGUGGUCGGAGGAAAAGAGGUCCCUGGUAGUAAUGGAGACAUUGGCGCAUAUGUUGCCAAAGUCUUACCUGGUGGAGCGGCAGAACAAACAGGAAAGAUUCUUGAAGGAAUGCAGGUCCUGGAGUGGAAUGGUGUUCUUUUGAUGGGGAAAACCUAUGAAGAGGUACAAGGGCUCGUUGGACAGCCGUGUAAUGAGGCAGAAGUGUGUGUCAGACUGGAUCUCAACAUGUUGGCAGAGUCUGAGGGUUCCCAGCACCUAGAUUUCCAGGAGCACAGCAAAGGUGACAGACCUCCCAGAUCUCCAGGUGUUGAUCCCAAGCAGCUAGCGGCCGAGCUGCAGAAAGUGUCACAGCAGCAGGCUCCACUGUCCACCUCCUCCUCCAGCCUGCCUGCCACCACUUCAGCAACCUCCAGCCCCGGUCAGCCAGGAUCCCCCUCAGUCAGCAAGAAACGUCACAGCAGCAAGAUUGCAGAGGGAACAAAGAGCCAAUCCCACCUUGUCUCCGGAGAGAUACAGCUUCAAAUCCACUAUGACAAGCAGCUUGGCAACUUGAUAGUUCACGUCCUGCAGGCCAGAAACCUUGCCCCGCGGGAUAACAAUGGCUACUCUGAUCCAUUCGUUAAAGUGUAUCUCCUGCCAGGGAGAGGUCAGGUCAUGGUUGUCCAGAAUGCCAGUGCUGAAAACAAGAGGAAGACCAAACACGCAGGCAAGACUAUCAACCCUGAGUGGAACCAAACUGUCAUCUAUAAGAACAUCCACCUGGAACAGCUUAAGAAGAAGACUUUGGAGGUGAGCGUGUGGGACUAUGACAAGGGCUCCUCUAAUGAUUUCUUGGGGGAGGUCCUUAUUGAUCUGUCCAACACUGCCCAGCUGGACAACAUCCCGCGGUGGCUCCCUCUCAAGGAGCAGAGCGAGGGGGACCACCACAGACGCUCGCACUCAGGCCAGGGUCGUCACAGUUCUUCUAAACCCUCCUCACAGCACUCCUCCCCUAAAACCACUGGCUCCUCGCAUGAUAAUCAGGAUUCCCCCAAAUCAUCUGUCAUCAAGAGUCGAAGCCAUGGGAUCUUUCCAGAUCCGGCCAAGGGCCAAAGAGGCCGCCUCUCACUGAGGCACCAGAGACACAGCGUAGUGGGCGUGCUCACCAUUCAGAGAGCCCAGUCUGACUGGCUGCCUGCCCUGCCAUCGAUUGUGUCGGCCAAAGGGAGCAGAGCAGACGGCAGACACCUGACCCUCAGGAAAGCCGUGUCAGAAGAGAGACCGCAGAGCACCGGAGCUCGGUCAACCUACAAAUCCGGAGAUGCCCCGGUCACAGCAGCCUCGUUAGAUAGUGGCUUGAGUGGCAGCGCCUACAGCCUACUGGAUGAGGAAGCAGAGGCAAACGAGGUGGACAGUGCUAUCUUCCAAGUGCCCCGAUUUGGAAAGAUCCCAAAUGGCACAGAUGUGAUAAAAUCAUCACUGGGACACAGUGACACUGAAGGUAAGACUCAGGUAAUGGGAGAGAUAAAGAUCGCUUUGAAGAAGGAAAUGAAGACCGAAGGUGAACACCUGGUCCUUGAGAUUCUUCAGUGUCGUAACAUCACCUACAAGUUCAAGACUCCAGAUCACCUGCCUGAUCUUUAUGUGAAGCUCUACGUGGUGAAUAUCGCCACCCAGAAAAGGAUCAUCAAGAAGAAGACCAGGGUUUGUCGCCACGACCGUGAGCCGUCCUUUAAUGAGACCUUCCGCUUCUGCAUGAACCCCACCGGACACGCGCUACAGCUAUUCCUGGUGUCCAACGGUGGCAAAUUUGUGAAGAAGACCUUAAUAGGCGAGGCCUACGUGUGGCUGGAUAAAGUUGAUUUACGCAAGCGAGUGGUGAGCUGGCACAAGCUGCUUGCCAGCACCGCCCAGAUCCACUCAUAGGAGGGGACUCAAUCUAAAAGAAAUAAGCUUAAGCGGAAAACAGGUUUCUGACAUCUGGGUUCCACAUCUGGAACGCUGAUCCAGUCUUCUGGAAGGUCUGGGCAUGGGAAGAGGGGGAAUUUUUUUCUUCAACCUUUGUUUCAGGGCUCGCAUAGCUUGCAAUUUGGAAAAAUGCUUUCAGCAAAUGAUGAUUUCUGCUCUGAUUAUGUGAAAAGCUUGGAGGAAACUAUUAUGUGUUUACAGGGAAUAAACACAUGUUUACAGGACAUACAGUGUACAGCAGUGUAGCCAGGACUUAGAAGAAGAACACAGGUGCUGAGUUCAGAGGUCAAGUGCAGAAUCAACCAGGUAUUACACACUUUAUCUCACAUACACACACAUGCUCACCACAUUGCACACAGUCAUUCACACAGAACUUCAAAUCUAAUAGAUACAGGGAAUGGACACACUUAUAGAUUCGAAUUGAUUUAUUUUGAUGUUUUAUCCAUUAAAUGUUCUUUAAACGGGGCGCUCACCCUCGAUUUAUUAUUGUAUUGAUUUACAAAGCGUUUUGGGAAUGAAAUAGUAAAGACUCUGCCAUAGAGACCUCUUAUUUAUUUUUGUAUUAUGAUAUUAGCGUAGAGUUCUAUGAUUUGUCUUCUCCUCAAUUAUUUAAGUACUUUAACAAUCUAUUCUGGGAAGGAAGUAUAUUUUAUAAUACACUACCUAGCAUUCCAGUUCAAUACAAAAAAAAAAAUAUUGCAAGCAUGUUUUUGACUUUAUUAACAAAAACUACUUGUUUCCUACCCUUUUAAUCUGAUUUUUCCCUGAUGUUAUCCAAUGAUGACUAUUGUUUGAUAUAGCAUCAGUAUUAAUAUAUAUCAAAUUGGACAUUAUAUGUUGUGCGCAUGAGUCUAUCUAUUUGGUAUGCAGUGCCACAUGUUCACAAAAAAAAACCAAACACCUCCAAGGUUCACUUUGUAUAUAGUGAAGUGUCAUAGCUGGACAUUAUUCUACAUAUAUAGAUAGAUAUAUAUAGAUAUCUUUAUCACAGACAAUCAAGUCUUGAAGAUUGUGGCAUAGAAGUUUUAUUUAUUCAUGACGCCCCUUAGAAUGUGAGACGUUUACUAUAUGAGAGUUAAGCAUUUCCUCUUUUUCCUUGUAAGAUUGGAGCACAUUAGAAGUCUUACAUCAGUCUUGCUUUCGUUCGUAAGGGCAGUCGACUCGACGACACUCGCUUUUGUGGUAUUUUGCACUUUUUCUGCUUAGAAUGUAAAACUAACAUCAUCAUCCUGCUAAAUUAUUAUUUUUUUUUUCACUUGGAAAGUGAGAAACUAUAGACCAGGAACUACCCAGAGUUACGAUCCUAAGACGCGAUGCUGUAACAGUAGCAUGAUGAUGUUUCGUCCCACCUCCACGCGCACUUCUUUAAAUGCCUAUUAUGCCCAUUAUUUCAUGAGAAAGGUCUUGUUUGCUGUGUACAGGUGUCAAAAGACUGGAAGGCUGGUUCAUUUAACAUUUUCAGUGAAAUAUCCCCGUGAUUUCUAUGCAACAUCUACUAUAUAGCGUAAAUAACUGCACCCUGACUUGCCAGAAACAUGACACUUGGUUUGAGAGGAAGCAUUUCUGUUUAUUUUGCACUGCUGUGUUUUCAUGUCCUCCACGAAAUGGUUACUGCUUUAAUAUGAUUUGUUGUUUUCUUUUCUUUUUUUUUUUAAAUUUACCAUGUGAAUUUUUUUGUAUUGCUAUAUGAAUCUUUAUUUAUUGCCUGUGAGACAAUUUCAUGUUGUAUUAUAUUUGUUUACAGUACAUAUCAGAUGUACAGAGAAAUUUGGUUUUUAUACACUGUGUAGUGCUUGUUUACAAUAUUUAGAGGGGCCUGAAACUCAGAGAACCAACUUUUUUGCCCUUGUGCAUGAACACACGCUCACAUUGAAAACGCCAAUUCCACGUAGCUAUAAAUCAAAGGAAGAAAAUCGAACAUUCCUAGUCAUGAUUCCUAUCUUUGUUUUGCACUCCCCCUUUCGAAUUGUUUCAUUUUCCAGUAAGUGUGUGAAUUACCAAAAAAAAAACAACUAAAGAAAACCUUGUAAUCAGUGGACUUCACACCUGAAACGUGAGGUGCAACGUGCGUUUUUGGUUGCUUUUCUUAACUUUCUAUCCAUGUGCUCGUGUGUGUGCGUUUAGCAUCUUCAUACCAAGUCCAUGCAUGUCAUUAGCUCUAAUGCAGUAUCCCUUCCUUUACAUGUUAUCUGUCUAAAUUAUCUAAAAUUUCUCAUAACACACGAUGAAUUAUACAAACACACACACACCCAGAUGCCAUCUCUAUCUUCAACCUUGUAAAUAAAUAGUUUUUUUAUACUGGGGUUUGGGGAAGCAAUAGUUCUUUUAGCAGUCAAAACUAAACAAAAAACAAACAAAAAAAAAAGUCGCGUGAUCUUAGAAGUAACAGGGAGUCGUUUCUCCUUGGAUCGCUGUACAGUGGAUAGGCCGAGGGAAGAGCUUCUGUCUGUUUAUAGGGACCCAGAUUUACCCGACCCUUUACACCAAACACUAAAAGUUUACCAGAGUCUAACACAGAAGUCUAUCUUAACAACUCAAGUAGUUGCAGGAGAAUUUAAAUGUGCUCACACUGGAUGUUGCAUGUUUCGUUGGUGGUUCAUACUAUUUUUGUGUCCGGAUAUUAUUAAAGAAAAAACAAGAAUGGUGUAGAGAGAGAUAAAGAACAAAUGUUAUAGAGGGGGAAGUUAUGACGAAAACUUAUAAUUGAUGAUGUAUGCUGACUGUACAAAGAGUAUGCUUGUAAAACCUGUCUGGUUUUUCACUUGUAAGUAAACAGAAAAAAAAAAGAAAUCUAAUGUCAUGGUUUUGUGAUUGUAUACAGGAGGUAUUGAUAAAUUAUGCAAAAUGUGCUGUAAAAAUGGCUGUUGCCCCAUGUCUAAAUAUUAAAUAUCAUAUAAAUGAA